AGAGACUUCCACACUUUUUGCUGGGCUGGAUCCCAUGCCUUCUCGCUGACACACCAGCGGCUAUCCCCGUUCAAAGGCUCUAUUUAAGGCGCACCUCAGAUGCUCUGAGUUCGUUGGUUCUUCCAUUCGUUGAGGUACCUUCUAUGAUGGCAUCACCUACUCCUUCUUUGCCAGAUUCUUCACUAUUUGGAUCUCCUCACUUAGGGUCCUUCGGAGAGCAAGUCCCAUCUGAGUCCUUGGGCACAGAGUGCAGCCUUUGUCACGAAACUUAUACAGCUCCAAAGGUAUUACCUUGUUUACACACAUUUUGUCAGCCUUGUCUCGAAAAAAUUCAAGACAAUUGUGAGAAACUUCAGUGCCCAAAGUGUGAUCAAGAUUGCACACUCCCCCCUCAAGGAAUAUCUGGACUUCUAUCUGAUUAUGCAAUUACCAAUGUUUUAGAAACUUCUGUCUUAGAAGGAUCUCCCCUUUCCUGUACUGGCUGCAAGACCAAAGAUACACAUGCUGUAGCCCGUUGUUUCGAUUGUGCCAAUUAUUUGUGUGGAAACUGUGUCAUGGCCCAUCAGUACAUGCAUUGCUUUGAGGGACAUCAAGUUGUUAAUCUAAAAGAGAACUCUAAUAAGGAAGAUUUCAAAGCAGACAAAUUGAUCUGCUGCCCACGUCAUAAAGGAGAAACUUUAAGAUACUUCUGUAGGACAUGUAAUACGCCAAUUUGUAAAGAAUGCACUAAUGUUGAUCAUCCGAAGGGAUUGCAUGACUAUGAUCAUCUAUCUGAUGUUGGUCCAAGACAAGUGGAAAUACUUGGAGAAUUAUUAGAGCAAAGUAAAAGUAAAACAAAUGACCUCAGAAAUGCUGCAAAGUCAGUUGAACACUUCUCAUCCCGUUUGCAAAUGCAAUAUCAUAAAGCACAAGCAGAAAUUAAUGAUACGUUCAAUUUUUAUUGUUCUGUUUUAGAAGAGCGCAAAGAAGAAUUGAUGAAGGAACUUGAAGAUUUAUACAAUACAAAAAUGGUUUCUUUGAGUUUAGUUGGCAAUAAGGUUCAAGAAAUGGUGGAAAAGGUGCAGCAGAUGUCAAUGUUUGUAGACCGCAUUAUGAAAUUUUCUAGUAACUCUGAAAUUUUAAUGUUUAAGCAGCUUCUUGACUCUAAACUACAGAGUGUUAUUUCUUAUAAUCCAGAAGUUAAUUUGCAGUCAAUGGAUCUUGAGUUUUUGUCCAACUAUCAAGCCAUCCAAGUUGGAGUUCGUAACACUUUUGGGUACAUACGACAUAAUUCCGAGGGUGCUCCAAACAAUAAGCCACAGCCAAUAGCAAGACCAAAUGGCGUUGUAAAUUCUGAUCGUGCCUAUCAGAAUGGCCAUGUUUAUGAAUCAAAUAUCAUAUCUAAAAGAUUUGGUUCUGCUAAUAGUUUAGGACCAUUCUCAACAAGCUUAAGUGACAUCAGCCCAUAUGAAAAAUGGUCUAGUGCCCCUACAGAUUUGUUUCAGAAUGGAACAACUGAAUCAUUUCAUCUGAAUGCUGAGCCAGUCAUUGAUCUGACUUCUAAAUUUAUUUCUGCAAGUAUGUAUCCUUUGAAAUCUCAAAUUAAAAGACAGAAAAUGAUUUAUCACUGCAAAUUUGGCGAAUUUGGUGUCAUGGAAGGACAGUUUACUGAGCCAAGCGGUGUUGCUGUUAAUGCACAAAAUGAUAUAAUUGUUGCAGAUACUAAUAAUCACAGAAUUCAGAUCUUCGACAAGGAAGGGAGAUUUAAGUUCCAAUUUGGUGAAUGUGGAAAGCGUGAUGGUCAAUUGUUAUAUCCCAAUAGGGUAGCUGUUGUGAAAACAUCGGGUGACAUAAUUGUUACAGAACGCAGUCCAACACAUCAAAUUCAAAUAUAUAAUCAAUAUGGACAAUUCGUAAGAAAAUUUGGAGCCAAUAUUCUUCAACAUCCCCGGGGGGUCACUGUAGAUGUUAAAGGUCGCAUCAUUGUGGUUGAAUGCAAGGUGAUGCGAGUUAUUAUCUUUGACCAACUUGGUAAUGUCUUACAGAAAUUUGGUUGCUCCAAGCAUUUAGAGUUUCCUAAUGGAGUUGUAGUAAAUGACAAACAGGAGAUUUUCAUAAGUGAUAAUAGAGCUCAUUGUGUGAAAGUUUUUAAUUAUGAUGGUGUUUUUCUUCGACAAAUUGGAGGGGAAGGUUUGACAAACUAUCCGAUUGGUGUAUGCAUUAACCAGAAUGGAGAAAUUUUAGUCGCUGACAAUCAUAACAACUUCAAUAUAACGAUAUUUACUCAAGACGGACAGUUGGUUAAUGCAUCUGAAAGCAAAGUGAAGCAUGCUCAGUGUUUUGAUGUAGCUUUAAUGGAUGACAGUUCAGUUGUACUUGCUAGCAAAGACUAUCGCUUGUACAUCUAUCGUUACAUGCAAAUUGCUGGGCUCGGAAUCUAA
Molecule: messenger RNA, 2420 nt
Organism: Uloborus diversus
Lineage: Eukaryota; Metazoa; Arthropoda; Arachnida; Araneae; Uloboridae
Product: B-box type zinc finger protein ncl-1-like
Exons: 2
Coding region: 144-2420 (758 amino acids)
Biological process (GO): negative regulation of translation
Molecular function (GO): translation repressor activity; mRNA 3'-UTR binding; zinc ion binding
Source: RefSeq, a predicted model, not a curated record